AUGCUGGGAGCGCUCUUUGUCGCCGCUCUCGCGGCCGCGAACCCCACGCCUACGCCGACGUCCGCGCCGACGUCGGCGCCGUCGGCGCCGUCGUCCUGCCCGACGGUGGCGCCGACGCUGUCGCUGGCCCCGACGCGGGUGCCGACGUCCCGGCCGUCGCCGGAACCCACGACGUCCCUGCCCUCGCCCGCGCCGUCGUCCUGCCCGACGGCGGCCCCGACGAUGACCAAGGCGCCGACGCGCCAGCGGCGCAACUGGGCGGCGACCGGCCUUGAAAUCGGCGUCGACUACUCGAGCGCCGCGAUCUGCGCCGACUACCUCGCCUUCGGCCGCCAGCUCAACUGGGGCGGCACGCCGGGGCUCGUCCUGAACGACAACCUCUUCAGCUGGGAUGGCAGCGACCUCUUCAACCCCUACUACGUCGUCUACGAGAUGAGCGGCCCGUACUACGAGGCGAACUACGCGCGAAACGAGAAUGGCAUGUCUAUCGAGCUGACCGGCGACGCGCGGACGUCCAAGCUCUACGACAUCGGCGCCGAGAUCAUGGACCAUUUCCACGAGUGUUCCAUGACGUUGAACUGCGCCGCGCGGACCUGGUACCUCCCCAUACGGCAGAGCAGUUCGACGUGGUCCCGGUUUUGGAACGUCGGCAUGUGCGGCGGCGGCGUCGAGAUCAACAGCGACCAGUACCAACGUGGCGUCUGCUGGUGCCCGACUGCGAGUUACGCAGCUGGUGGUUCCUUCCACUCCAAGAUGAUACGGCCCUGCAGCUCCGCGACCGGCGGCUGGGACGACACGAGCGGCUGGGACCCAAACUUCGUCCGCGGGAACAGCUGGGGCGCGUGCGUCAGCCAACUCGCGACGGUCUGGGACGGGCUGUCCAUCAACGUCGACUUCGGGCCGUCCGCGCUGCCCUCCGCGCCGCCGUCGCCGGCGCCGAGCGCGGUCCCCACGGGCAUGCCGCUCCCCUAUCCGACGCUCGCGCCGUCGCCCUACCCGACGCCGGCCUGCGACGCGGACGCGCACCUCUACCGCCUCGCGCUGUCCGGCGCGGGCUGGGCCGCGGGCGCGGCGUUCGUCUUGGACCACCGCGACCCGGCGGAGGCCCUCGUCGUCGAGGGCGGCCUCGACGCCUUCGGCGGCGCCUACGCGCGCGGGGCCACGGUCGCCACGGGCGACGGCGCCGAGGUCUUCGUCUGCCUCUGGGACGGCUGCUACGACCUCUCCGUCCGCGGCAACGCCACGGCGCCGGCGCGGCUCGACUUCCGCGACGCCGACGGCCACCGCUUCGCCUGCGACGGCGUCGGCUGCGCCGAGAGCUUCUGCGCGCUCGCGGGGGACCUCUACGACCGCCCGACGGUGGCGCCGACCGUCGACCCGACCGCGCGGCCCACGGCGGCGCCAUUGGAGGCGCCCGGCGCCGUCGGCUCCUGCGACGCUCUGACCGUGUCCGCGGCGUCGUCGACGGGCGGCGGCGGCCGGCCCCUCGCCUACGCCUGGGCCGUCGUCGCGACGCCCGCGGGCCAGGGCUGCGCCGCGGCCGUCGCGGCGGCGCUCGGCGACGCGGAGUCCGCCUCCGUGCCGCCGGCGACCAUGGCCGCGUGCCGCGGCCGUUCGCUCGACGUCACGGCGACGGCGACGCGCUUCGACGGCGCCGCGGGCUUCGCGACCGCGGCCGCGCGCGUCGACACGGCGCCCCUGCCCGGCCUCGCGAUCCUCGGCGGCGCGGUGCAGACCGCGCGGCCCGCGGCCGGCGUCCGCGUCGCGGCCGUCGCGACCGCCGCCGCGUGCGCCAAUUCACAGACACCCACCUCCAAUGCACUGACUUUCUCCUGGAGCGGCUCCCUGGUGCGCGACGGCGCCGUGGUCGCCCUCCCGCCCUCGGCGUCCCUCGACGGCCGCGUCUACGAGACCGCGGACGUCCGCGCGGGCGACGUCUUCGACCUCGCCGUCGCCGUCUCCGACGGCCAGCGCCGCAACGAGGCCGCGGCGACGGUGACGACGGCCGCCUCGGCGCUCGUCGCGGCCAUCGCCGGCGGCGACCGCACCGUCGACGGCGGCGACGCCGUCGUCCUCGACGCGUCCGCGAGCUGGGACCCCGACGACGCCGCCGCCGCGCUCGCGUUCCGCUGGGACUGCGCCGGCGCGGACGUCGCGGGCGCCGUCGCGUCCUUCGCCGCGUCGGGCCUCGCGCCCGGCGCGGCGAAGACCUGCGCCGUGACCGUGUCGUCGGCCGACGCGCGCGAGGCGACCGCGACCGCGACGAUCGCGCGGCGCGACGGCGCGGCCGCGGUCGCGGCCGCCGUCGUCGGCCAGCCCGCGGCCCGGGUCAACCCGAGCGCCAAGCUCGUGCUCGCGGGCGACGCGCCCGCGGGCGACCGCGCCUGGACGCUCGACGCCGGCGUCCUCGCGGGCGGCGCGAGCCUCGACGCCGCGGCGCUCACGCGCCUCGACGCGGCGUCGCUCGCGCUCGCCGCGGGCGCGCUCGCGCCGGGCGCGUCCUACGCCUUCACGCUCCGGUCCGGCGCGGGCGCGGCGACCGUGCGCAUCACGACGAACGCCCCGCCCUUCGCCGGGACCCUCGCCGCGUCGCCGUCCGCGGGCGUCGCGCUCGCGACGCCGUUCUUCUUCGCCGCGCGCGGCUGGACCGACGACGCGGGCGACCUGCCGCUGAGCUACGGCUUCGGCCUCCGGAGCGCGACGGGCGACGCGCCCCUCCGCGCGCCGGGCGCGUCGCCGUCGCUCGGCGGCGUGGCGCUGCCGCCGGGCAACGCGUCCGCGUACGUCGACGUCGCGGACGCGUACGGCGCCGCGACGACGGCGUACGCGGCCGUCGCCGUGCGGCGCGGCGCCUGGACCGCCGCGUCCCUCGCGACGGCGAGCGACGCGGCGCUCGGCGUCGCGCUCGCGGCGCGGGACGCGGACCGCGUCUGCCAGGCGGCCCUGGCCAUCGCCGGCCUCGCGGGCGACGUCGCCGGCGCCGACGCCGUCCGCGGCGACGUCCUCAAGGCGCUCGUCGGCGCCGCGGCGCUCUCCGAGGCGACGGCCGCCGCCGCGGGCGCGCUCGCCGCCGCCGUCGCCGCGGCGGCGACGCCGGACCUCGACGACGACGCCGCGCGCGACGCCGCCGUCGUGGUCGGCGACGCGGCGGCCGUGGCUUCAACCGCGGGCCUGGACGCCGCGACGCGGACCCACCUCGUCGACGCCGUCGGCGCGCUGCUCGAGACCUCCGCCGCGGACGCCGCGGCGACGGCGCUCGACGCCGUCGGCGCCGCGACGCUCCUCGGCGCCGUGCCCGGCGAGCGGGCCGUGUCGACGUGCGCCGCGCAGCUCUGCGUCGCGUCCGCGCGCGACGCGGCCCUCGCGACGCCGUCCGUCGCGGCGGCGGCGCGCGGCGACGUGACGCUCGUCGAGUACGCCGUCGACCGCCGCGGCGCGGCCAACUUGACGGACGCGCCCGUCGCUCGCGUCCACGUCGGCGGCGGCCGGCGGCGCGCGGCCGCGGCCGGCGGCGUCGUCCGCGUGACCUUUGCGCACCCGGCGCGGAGUCCCGAGAACGAGGCGCUCCUCCGCAACGAGUCCGUGGACUGCGCCGCGCGCGACGACGUCGUCAACGGCACGUCGUGCGGUGUGGACGUCGACUGCUCCCUCUUCGAAGGUUUCGUGAACCCCUGCGCGGCCGGCGCGGCCUGCCUCGCCUACGAGGACGCGGCCUGGGGCUCCUCCGGCGCCUGCCGCGCCGUCAACGCCACGGCGAACACGACGACGUGCGCCUGCGCGGUCGACGAGCGGCGCUCCGUCGAGGUCGUGCCGAGCUCCGAGAUCGUCGCGCGCGAGUUCGCGGCGGCGUUUCGCAACGACCCCCUGGCCCUGGGCAAGACGCGCCUCGUGCUCUACACGCUCGCGGCGCUCGCGGGCGUGCUCGUCCUCGCGACGCUCUGGGGCUACCGCGAGGACCGCAACGACCACGAAAAGACGAACGAGCCCGCGGAGACGCUCGAGCCGCUCACGCCGCUGCGCACGCGGGACCGCGCGGUGCAGAAUCUGAACGAGUCGCUGCCGAGCUGGGCCCGCGUGAAGAACGCGCGGACGUUCUUCGCGCGACUGCGCGAUGAGCACGCGUUUUUGGGGUACGUGCUGGCCUACGACGAGGUCCGGCCCCGGCCGCUCCGCGCGCUCCACCUCUUCACGGACUACCUGUGGCUCUACGCCGUCGAGGCGGCGCUGUUCAUCGUCGCGUUCCCGGACAUGGGCUGCGACCGCUACGUCUACGAGGCGCCGUGCCUCGAGCCGACGAACGCGUACUUCCCCGCGGUCAAGGCCUGCCAGUGGCGCGGCGCGGACGUCGAACCGAGCUGCGCGCCCAACGCGACGGAGGGCGCCUCCAUCUUCACCUACGUCUUUCUGCUGUUGGUCGUGUCGUCGAUCAUGGUGCCGCUGUCGUCGGUUGUCGCGCAUUUGGUCGACGUGCUCGUUUCGCCGGGCGCGUCGAGCGCGAAGGUCGAGGUCGGCGGCGGCGGCGACGAGACGUUGAAGACCGUCGACGAGGAGGCGCCCAUGGGCGACCGCGUCGACUUCGUCGUGCGGGAGACCACGGUCGCGCUGCGCGCGCGGCGCGCGGAGCUGCAAAAGGCCGUCGAGACCGGCGCGGCGUCGCCGAAGACGUUAGCCCGCUUCGAGGUCGCCCGGGGCUUCAAGCCCAAAUAUACCGUCACCUGGCGGCGCCUCUUCUACCGGGGCGAGACGGACGACGAGCGCUUCGCGCGGAAGACGCGGCGGUCCGUCCGCCGCGAUUUGCAGCGGGCGGACCGCUACCUCGCGGAGUUCGAGGGCCUCAACGACGACGAGCAGUCCAAGCUCCUCGGCGAGUACGCGCGCCUCGAGCAGCUCUCGCCCCUGGAGCAGCGGAUUUAUUUAAAGAACCGCGCGGAGGACGUGCUCGACGAGCACGCGGCCGAGGACCUGCCGCCGGCGACGCGCGCGGGGCGAGCGCUGGCGCUCGUUCUGUUCAUCGCCGCCGUCGCCUUCCCGCUCUACUACGUGCUCGUCGCCUUCCAGCACAUCGCGGCGUCCUCGAAGGCGACGUCGCGCGAGUGGCUGAAAGGCGUGUCCUUGGCCGUCGUGUGCGACAUCUUCCUGUACUCCCCCGCGCACGUCGCGUUCUUCAACGUCUACCUGCCGUCGCUACUGCGCACGCGCCUGCGGUCCCUGGCGGACCUUCGGGGGCCGAGCGACUUUGAGUUCGCGACGCCGCUCCGCGAGGGCGCGGCGGCUCACGUCGCCGCCCAGAAGAAGCACCUGCCGCUCGCGGCCCUCGUCCUCGCGGCCCAGCCCAAGCCCGCCAGCGAGGCGACGGCGGCGGCCGCGCCGCGGCGGAACGCGGGCGUCGCCGUCGCCGUCUGGGCCGCGGUGCUCCUGCUCCCGGAGCUGCUCCAGGACCUCGUCGUCGACGAGCUCAUCGUCGCCGGCGUCUCCGCGCUCAUGGUGCUGGUGGUGGAGGUCGGCCAGCUCGCGUCGCGCGACGCCCUGCGGCUCCUCGACCGCGUCGGCCUCGCGGUCUGGCUCGCGUCGCUCGUGGGGGGCUUCGUCGCGGUGGUCGCGGUGGCGGCCGCGUGCCGCCGGUGCUACGCGCGCGACGAGGCCUUCUCCGUCUUCCCCGACUUCCUCUUCCCCAAGAGCCCCCAGCAGCGGCCGUCGCUCUGGGCCGCGCCCGAGGAGACCUUCACGCCGCUCCACAAGAUCGGCGCGUUCUUCGAGGACGACGUCGUCGGCGACGAUCGCGACGACGACGGCGACGCGACGCCCCUCGUGUCCCCGCGCUACAAGGCCGACGAGACGCGCCCGCCGAAGCGCCUCGGCGCCGCCGACUACAAGGCCGACGAGGCGCGCCAACCGACGCGCCUCGGCGCCGCGGCCAAGCUCGACCUCCUCUCCUUCGACGGGCCGCUGUCGCCGGAGCAGCAGCAGUGCGACGCGCUGCGGAAGACGGCGGAGACGGAGCUCACGCGCCUCGAGGCCCACGCGGAGCGCCAGCGGCGCACGUCCCACGACCGCCUCGAGCGCCGCCUCCACAAGACCGAGCGGGCCCUGUCGCCCGCGGAGGCGCGCGACGCCGAGGCCCAGCACCAGCGCACGCUGGAGCGCGUCGCGGGCAGGGGCGGCGAGUCUGCGACUUCGACGCUGCCCUAA
Molecule: messenger RNA, 6189 nt
Organism: Aureococcus anophagefferens
Lineage: Eukaryota; Pelagophyceae; Pelagomonadales; Pelagomonadaceae
Exons: 3
Coding region: 1-6189 (2062 amino acids)
Source: RefSeq, a predicted model, not a curated record